AUGUACGAGCGAGCGCCUCCUCGCCGAAAGAAAACGGACAUAUGCGAUCAGCGCAAGCCUUCCUGCGGCACGUGCUUGAGGUUGAAAAGGUCUUGUGAGCCGCCAUCCCCAAGGCUGGAGUUUCGAUAUGUCCAGCCAUUCUCCAGUGGGCCAAGGUGGGAAUCGACUCGCGACAGAGAUGCCCUCACUGUGCCCCACUUUGACGUCGGUGUCGAGACUGUCGAGACCAUCUGCGAGCCACCCUCGCGUACAUUUGAUGAUGUCUCUGCUUCGGAUUCCAAAGAGCUGGACGCCGACGAAAAUGCUCUUCUUCGCAUGCCUUCGACCUUAUCGCCGCAUCGGGAUUCCCUCGCCGCUGCGCGUUUUUAUCUGAAUGUUUGGAAGGCACAAUGUCUUCCGACCCUUCCCGCGGAACUCCAUCAUCUCGAAAGACUUGCAUAUCGCUCCUUCGUAAUAGUCGACAUGAUGACCGCCCUGUCAGCAUGCCGUCUUAGUCGAAAUUUGCCUCAGCGAAGGCUGAUACGCCAAUCUGCCAGCAGCCUUGGAUCGUCUUUCCGGCCGGAUAAGGAGCACGAAUCACUUGGUUGCCAGCAUUAUGGAGCUGUGAUACACCAGGUUGCCAGGUGGGAUAAUAAUGAGUUCGCCACGGAUCCCGUAUUUGGCCUGACAUUCAUGGUGAUGUUCUGCUUAAUUGCGGCAUCGAUGGGUAGUUUUGCCGAAUUCCGGCUUCAUUCCAACGCUCUCAAGAACCACAUCCAGAUCCACGCUUCUGACCUCAUACGCAACGGCUUAGGGUUAUUGGCGACGUGGACCGACGUAGAGAUGCAGACCUGGUGGCGGCGAGCGUAUUUCAGUCGACCAAACUUCCACCGCCACCAUGGCAGUCUAUCGUUAGAUCCCCAAAUUGAAGCGGCCCUCAUCACAGCUGGAAAACGUCGAGCGACAGUUUCGGUGAUCAUCAGCGAGUCUCAUCGCCUGAACACGGCAGCCAUUGUUUCUUGCCGCACGUGGGAGGAUGAUGACGGCGAGCGAGACAACAUACCGUCUUGCCCAAGUCAGGUCAUGUCGAUGGGACACUACACGAGGCUGCUCAGUCUAGAGUCGGACAAAUUGGAUGCAUGGCUUGCUUCCGUACCUCUAUUGGAGCUUCCUCUUUCCACUCCAGUACCCGAGCAAACUGUUGCUCAGAUAACGCACGGCGGGUUGUUCGUUGAACCAUUACGAUUCCAGACCCAUGACGCGGCCAUGAACUUUGCGUACUACGUUGUUGCGAGAAUCAUGCAAUGCAGUGCUCCCUUGAUGGCUCUCGAUACCAAUGAGUGUUCGUUCGAUCUGGACGUGGACUAUGAAAAUACAGAGUCGUGGGUCCUUACGCUCCUUCGAAUCGCUGCUGGACUGGAUUGGAAAGAGUGCGUUCGCACAAAUGUCUUCACCAUUGGCUUGACAUCUCUUCUUCUCGCCGCUGCACUUCAAUCUCGCUCUCUUGCAGUCGGCGAGUGGAUGCACAACUGGCUGGAAGAAAGACUGACCGGUGAUGCGUUUGAGGAAGCCAACUUCCCCAUCUUUCAAGCGCUGGACAUUCUUCGUUUGAUCAAUCGAGAGAGGACCGCAGGGUGGGACGUUCUGGCCCUGUUUCAAACCGUGGACGACGGUGGCGGUAAGGGCAAAUUUGGCUCAUAUCAUAGCCAGGCGAUUACCGCUCUCUGGGUUUAUGGAAGAUGUCGAAAGACGGAGAAGUUGUGCAAGCCACGUGCCAAAGACAUCAAGUGGAUGAGGUCGUCUAUACUCCCAGAUCUGUGCUGGAAACCAUUUCUGGUUAGUCUUGCGAGCCGUAGCCUGAUUGUACCUUCCAAAUUGGGAGCGCGGGAACGAUACAUUUUCUGA
Messenger RNA from Zasmidium cellare ATCC 36951, 1884 nucleotides. RefSeq lists its product as uncharacterized. Lineage: Eukaryota; Fungi; Ascomycota; Dothideomycetes; Mycosphaerellales; Mycosphaerellaceae. The coding region runs from base 1 to 1884 and encodes 627 amino acids. The record is from RefSeq and is a predicted model, not a curated record. The transcript has 3 exons.